Drechmeria coniospora is the source of this 13110-nucleotide messenger RNA. Its product is annotated as Dynein heavy chain, cytoplasmic. The record is from RefSeq and is a predicted model, not a curated record. Bases 1 to 13110 code for a protein of 4369 amino acids. Gene Ontology annotation, biological process: microtubule-based movement. The transcript is spliced from 2 exons. Gene Ontology annotation, cellular component: dynein complex. NCBI's taxonomy places the organism in Eukaryota, Fungi, Ascomycota, Sordariomycetes, Hypocreales, Ophiocordycipitaceae. Gene Ontology annotation, molecular function: ATP hydrolysis activity; minus-end-directed microtubule motor activity; dynein intermediate chain binding.
AUGGAGGUGUCCUCGCCGGCGGUGCCCGCGCCUGCCAACGGCAUCGCGGCGCCGGCACCCUUCCCGACGGUCGAGCCGGAACGCGUCGUCGAGCACCUCGCCUCCGUCUGCCACAUCACCCUCGGCGCGACGCGCGACGACCUGGAGCAGCCGGGGAGCUUGCUGCACGAGAGUCGCCUCGCCGAGACCGUUUCGCGGUGCACGAGGUUUGCGAAUGAUACCCAGUGCGUCAUGUACGUCCAAAAGGACGUCUUCCCGUCCUCGUCGGCGACCGAGAGCGGUGCCGACUCCGCCGGUGAGUUCCAGCUGCCUGCCCGACCCCUCCGGCCGUGCUGCCUGCUGAUGACCGUGUGCGCCCUCGCAGUCCCCUUGUUUCACUACACCCUCUCCGCCGACAUAUCUUCCUCCCCCACCACCGUUUCCUCGCUCGUCUUGCUCAAGACGCCGCAGCCCAUCGACCCGGCUCGUCCUCUCACGUCGCAGAUCUUCAUCACAAACCUGCCCGGCCCGGCCUCGAUGAGCGCCGCCGCGGGCGAGCAAGGCACCUCCGUCUCCCCCUGGGAGGUUCUCCAUUCCCACGUCCACCACGCCCUCGUGCCCUACUUCGACGCCAACACCAAGACGCAGCCGCUGGCCAACGGCUCCAGGGGAGGCCGAUCCGACGUCGACGCGAAGACGGGGAUUCCGGUGACGAAGAAGAGGCUCAACGACCUCGAGCUGAGCCUCCUGCACCUGCAGCAGAACGUCGACAUACCCGAGAUCUCUCUCGUCUUCCACUCCAUCGUCCAGAACGUGCUCGACGAGGCCGACGCGCACGACGCCGAGCCUUCGCUCGAUCGGAUCCCCCCCAACCUGCUGCAGGACAGCACGUUCCUCAACAAGCUGCAGGCAAACGUCAACACGUGGACCAAGUCCAUCCAGGCCAUCACCAAGAUGACCAAGGAUCCCGACUCCAACCUCUCCAACGAGUUCAGCACCGCGAGCCAAGAGGUCAACUUUUGGCUCUCCAUGGAGUCGGCCUUGGAGGCCAUCGAGGGCCAGCUGAGGAGCGACGGCGUCCUCCUCACCCUCGACAUCCUCAAGCACGCCAAGCGAUUCCAGGCCACCGUCAGCUUCACCACCGACACGGGCCUCAAGGAAGCCAUGGACAAGGUGCAAAAGUACAACCAGCUGAUGCGGGACUUUCCCCUCGACGAGCUGCUCUCGGCCACGUCCCUGCCCAAGGUGCAGGAGGCCAUCUCGCAGAUCUUCGCCCACCUCAACAAGAAGCUGCGACUCUGCCCCUACCCCAUCCGCCGCGCUCUUCCCCUCGUCGAGGCCAUCUCCGCCGACCUCGACGACGUCCUUCGCCGCCUGCUGCCCGGCGCCGAGCUCGCCAACCUCGACCACCACCACUUCCAGGCCCUCAUGCGCGUCUGCGACGCCAUCUUCAGGACCUGGGAGGACAGCGUCAAGGAGUUCACCAACGUCGCGCGCGAGGUCACCCGCCGCAGGAGCGAAAAGUUCAUCCCCAUCAAGAUCAACAAGAAGCAUUCGGAGCUCGAGAUCCGCAUCCGCUACGUCGGCACCUUCCGCGAGAACCACGAGCAGCUUCAGCGGACCAUCGUGAACGUGCUGGGGCCCCAGACCAUCAUCCCGGGCGUCGCCGAGACCGCCGCCGGCCACGGCGCCGUCAUGGAGGAGAUGGGUGACGUCGACGCCGUCGAGGAAGUCAAGCAGGCCUGGGAGGCCCUCCAGAACGUCGACAUGCUCGACGUGACCGACCAGGGCAAGGAGCGGUGGGUUCGCGCCGAGAACCUCUACAACGAGCGCACCACGCGUGUCGAAAACUCCAUCAUCGCCCGGCUGCGAGACCGCCUCGCGACGGCCAAGACGGCCAACGAGAUGUUCCGCGUCUUCUCCAAGUUCAACGCCCUCUUCGUCCGGCCCAAGAUCCGAGGCGCCAUCCAGGAGUACCAGAAUCAGCUGAUGGACCACGUCAAGCAGGCCAUCAACGGCCUGCACGAGCGCUUCAAGCAGCAGUACGGCCACUCCGAGGCCCACGCCAUGGCCCAGCUCCGCGACCUCCCUCCCGUCUCGGGCGCCAUCAUCUGGGCCCGCCAGAUCCAGUUCCAGCUCGACGGCUACAUGCGCAAGGUCGAGGCCGUCCUCGGCCCCGAGUGGCACAUGCACGCCGAGGGCCACAAGCUGCAGGAGGAGAGCGAGCUCUUCAAGCAGAAGCUCGACACCGGUCGCAUAUACGAGGCCUGGCUGACGGACGUCACGCGUCGCAAGAUAUCCAUCUCCGGCCACCUCUUCGACAUCGCCCGCGUGAGGUCCGCCGGCGGCAUCCUCGAGCUCGCCGUCAACUUCGACUCCCAGAUCAUCACCCUCUUCAAGGAGACGCGGAAUCUCAUGUGGCAAUCCUACGCCGUCCCUCACGCCGUCACGACCGUCUCCAAGGAUGCGAAGCGCGUCUACCCCUACGCCGUGAGCCUCAUGGAGAGCGUCCGGACUCUGUCCCAGACGCUGCGCCAAAUCUCCGACAUGGGUGACGAGUCCAUCCUGCUGAACGGCUACCGCAACGACGUCUACAGGCUGACCGCCGAGGGCGUGCCGCUGCGCUGGGAAUCCUUCGUCAACUCGCACGAGCUGUUCUACGCCGACCAGCGGCAGUCGCGCCCCCUCCUCGCCGCCGCCGGCAAGGAGGUUAGCCUCGCCAAGAACACCGAGAGCAAGCACGGAAUGUUCGUCCGGAGCUUUGCCGCCGCCGUCUCCGUCCUUCAGGGCAAGGCUUCGUCGCUGAGCCACAUCCACGCGACCGUCGAGCGGGCGCUCAAGGAGCUCAAGAGCUGCCCGUACGAGACGUCGGCCUUCCAGUCGCGCCUCAACACCGUCCAGUCCGCCAUCGACCAGCUGAACCUGGAGCAGUACGCCAACCUGGAGUUUUGGGUCGCCGGCCUGAACCAGGAGGUCCAGUCCAUCCUCCUCGGCCGACUUCAGAGCGCCGUCGAGGCGUGGAUCGCCACCUUCGAGGACGAUGCCUCGACCGACGGCCGCCCCCGGAAGAAGGUGGCCGAGGACGACGGCCAGCAAGAUGCGCCCACGAUGAAGCCUCUCGUGCUCGAGCUGGCGAUGCGGAACCAAGUCAUCUACCUCGACCCGCCGCUCGAGUUCGCCAGGGCGAGCUGGUGCCUCCAUCUUCACGCCUGGAUCGGCAUCGUCUGCAACUUGCGCAAGAUCAAGGCCGCGAGGUAUCAGAUGACCCUCAACACCUCCGCCGCCGACGAGGCCCGCUUCGCCGACCUGCCCACGGAAUGCGCCGCCAUGCUCGGCGGAGCGUACGCGUCCAUGGAGACGAAGCUCGGCGAGGUGGGCGCCUACGUCGACAAGUGGCUGCAGUUCCAGUCUCUCUGGGACCUCCAGUCGGAGCAGGUGUAUGACCUGCUCGGCGACCACCUUCCACGAUGGCUCGAGUGCCUGCAGGACAUUCGCAAAGUUCGCACCACCUUUGACACCCAGGAGGUGAGCCGCUCGUUCGGCCACCUCACCGUCGAUUACGAUCAAGUCCAGACCAAGGUCAACGCAAAGUACGACCAGUGGCAGCACGAGAUCCUGAUCAAGUUUGCCGGCCGCAUGGGAAACCGCAUGCGCGACGUCAACGCCGACAUCGAAAAGGCCCGCAAGCAUCUGGAGACGCAGGGAUCCGACACUUCGUCGACGGCGCAGGCCGUCCAGUUCAUCACCGCCGUCCAGGGCUGCAAGCGAAACGUCAAGCUGUGGGCCCCCGAGAUCGACAUGUUCCGCCAGGGACAGUCGACCCUCGUCCGGCAGCGCUACCACUUCCCCAACGACUGGCUCCACAUCGAGCAGAUCGACAGUCAGUGGGAGGCCCUCAAGGAGAUUCUCGAGAAGAAGUCGAGGAUCGUCGAGGACCAGUCGGAUGCCAUGCGCGCCAACAUCGUCGCCCAGGACAAGCUCGUGAGCCAGCGCAUCGCCGAGAUCAUCCACCAGUGGAACGAGGAGAAGCCCGUGUCGGGAACCAUUCAACCGGACGUCGCCUCGGCCACGUUGACCUCGUUCGAGACGAGGAUCAGCGGCCUUCAGAACGACUUUCGGCAGGUGGCGAGGGCCAAGGAAGCCUUGGACAUCCCUCCGAGCCAAGGCAGCACCCUGGAUUCCACGCUGGAGGAGGUUCGCGACUUUCAAUCCGUCUGGUCGAAUCUCUCGACCAUAUGGGCCAGCCUGAACGAGACGCGCGACAUCCUGUGGACGGCCGUCCAGCCGCGCAAGGUCCGGUCGAGGGUUGACGACCUCAUCAAGAGCACGAAGGAGAUGCCCAGCCGGAUGAGGCAGUACGCCGCCUUCGAGCAUGUCCAAGGCAUCCUGCGCACCUUUCUCAAGGUCAACCCCAUCCUCUCGGACCUCAAGUCGGAUGCCAUCCGCGAGCGGCACUGGCACAAGAUUUACAAGCAGAUCAAGCCCCAGAAGCGAUUCUCGCCCAGCUCCAUGACCCUCGGCGACGUCUGGGACCUGAACCUGGUCGCCACCGAGGUCAUCGUCAAGGACAUCAUCGCCCAGGCGCAGGGCGAGAUGGCUCUCGAGGAGUUCCUGAAGCAGGUGCGGGAGACGUGGCAAAACUACGCCCUCGACAUGGUCAACUAUCAGAACAAGUGCCGGCUCAUUCGCGGCUGGGACGAUUUAUUUGCCAAGUGCAGCGAGAACUUGAACUCACUUCACGCCAUGAAGCAUUCUCCGUACUACAAGGAGUUCGAGGAGGAGGCGCUGUCCUGGGAGGAUAAGCUGAACCGCGUUCACGUCCUGUUCGAUGUCUGGAUAGACGUCCAGCGCCAAUGGGUCUACCUCGAGGGCGUCUUCACCGGCAACGCCGACAUCAAGCAUCUCCUGCCCAUCGAGUCGGGCCGCUUCCAGAACAUCAACAGCGAGUUUCUCGCCGUCAUGAAGAAGGCCAACAAGACGCCCUACGUCCUCGACGUCCUCAACAUCCCCAACGCCCAGAAAUCCUUGGAGCGCCUGGCCGAAAUGCUGAACAAGAUCCAGAAAGCUCUGGGUGAAUACCUGGAGAAGGAGAGGGUGUCGUUCCCUCGCUUCUACUUUGUUGGAGACGAAGAUUUGCUCGAGAUGAUCGGCAACAGCAACGAUACUCUACGCAUCGCCAAGCACUUCAAAAAGAUGUUCGCCGGCCUUUCCGGCCUCGUCAUGGAUGAUAAAUCCGUCAUCUCGGGCUUUACCUCCAAAGAAGGCGAGACCGUCACGCUCAAGAAGGAAAUCUCCCUGACCAAGACGCCGAGGAUCAACGACUGGCUCGCCCUCCUGGAGGGAGGUAUGAAGGCGACGCUGGCAGAGCUGCUGGCCGAGGCCGUGGAGCAGUACACCCCCCUGUUCGAGUCGCAGGCGAUUGAUGCUGCCGCUUUGAACGAGUUCAUGGGUGCGUUCCCCAGCCAGAUUGUCGUCCUGGCCGCUCAGGUGGUGUGGACGACGGCCGUUGAGAAAUCCUUGGCUGCCGGCGGUCAGACGUUGCGCGCUCUUUUCGAGCUCGAGGUGCGGAUCCUGCGUGUUCUCGCCGACACCGUGCUGGGCGACCUGGAGGCCAUUGUGCGGAAGAAGUGCGAGCAGAUGAUCACGGAAUGCGUGCACCAGCGAGAUGUCAUCGAGAAGCUCAUCGACGCCGGAGCGGAUUCUCCAGGCCAUUAUCUCUGGCAGCUGCAGAUGCGUUACGUCUACAGCCCGGAGGGAAACGCCCUCGAUCGUCUCCACGUUCGCAUGGCAAACGCCAAGCUCAACUACGGCUUCGAGUACCUCGGUGUCCCGGACCGGCUCGUGAGAACGCCGUUGACGGAUCGAUGCUUCCUGACCCUCACGCAGGCCUUGUGCCAGCGCCUCGGCGGUUCGCCCUACGGACCGGCCGGAACCGGCAAGACGGAGUCGGUCAAGGCCUUGGGCUUGCAGCUGGGCCGGUUCACUCUCGUCUUCUGCUGCGACGACACCUUUGACUUCCAGGCCAUGGGCCGAAUCUUCCUCGGCAUAUGCCAGGUCGGCGCGUGGGGCUGCUUUGACGAGUUCAACCGUCUCGAGGAAAGGAUCUUGUCGGCCGUGUCGCAGCAGAUUCAAAACAUCCAGCUUGGUCUGAAGCAAAGCGUCGAGGACAGCAACCCUCAGAUCGAGCUGGUCGGCCGCCAGCUGAGCGUCAACGAGAAUACCGGCAUCUUCAUCACCAUGAAUCCCGGCUACGCCGGCCGAUCCAACUUGCCGGACAACCUGAAGAAGCUCUUCCGAAGCGUUGCCAUGUCGAAGCCCGACAAGGAGCUCAUCGCCGAGGUCAUGCUCUACUCCCAAGGUUUCACGCAGGCGAAGGAGCUCUCCAAGCAGACCGUGCCAUUCUUCGACCACUGCUCCAGCCUGCUCUCCAAGCAGGCGCACUAUGACUUUGGCCUUCGAGCCUUGAAGAGCGUGCUGGUGAGCUCCGGUGGUUUGAAGCGUGCUCGGCUGCACGACGGCAACCCCGGUGGCGAGAAUGUCGUCGAGCCCGAAAUCAUCGUGCAGAGCAUUCGAGAAACGAUUGCUCCCAAGCUGAUCAAGUCGGAUGCGGAAAUGAUGACUUCCAUUGAGGAGAAAUGCUUCCCGGGCGUCCGGUACGUGCCGGCCAACCUCGAAAAGCUGGAGCAGGCGAUUCGCGAUCUCGCUGCCGAGCGACACCUGGUCGUGACGGAAGGUUGGAUGACCAAGGUCCUGCAGCUGUAUCAGAUCCAAAAGAUCCACCACGGCGUCAUGAUGGUGGGCAAUUCGGGGAGCGGCAAGUCCGCUGCCUGGAGGCUGCUUCUGGAUGCGCUCCAGAAAACCGAGGGGGUCGAGGGAGUGUCCCACGUCAUCGAUUCCAAGGUCAUGUCCAAGGAGGCUCUCUACGGGAAUCUGGAUCCGACCACGCGCGAGUGGACCGACGGCCUCUUCACCAGCAUUCUCCGGAAGACCGUCGACAACCUUCGCGGCGAAGAUUCGAAGAGGCACUGGAUCGUCUUCGACGGCGACGUUGACCCCGAAUGGGUCGAGAACUUGAACUCGGUGCUCGAUGACAACAAGCUGCUCACGCUGCCGAACGGCGAGCGCCUCAACCUGCCGGCGAACGUCCGCAUCAUGUUCGAGGUUGAAACGUUGAAAUACGCAACGCUCGCGACGGUCAGUCGAUGCGGCAUGGUCUGGUUCAGCGAGGACACGGUCACGCCGAGCAUGCUCGUCACCAACUACCUCGACACCCUCCGCAGCGUUCCCUUCGAGGACCUCGACGAGGAUAGCGUCGCCACGGGGCAGACGCCAGCUAAGAACCUUGCCGUUCAGGAGCCGGUCGCGGAACUUCUCAGGGCAUACCUGUCGGACGAUUUUAUCCUUCGUGCCCUCGACCGGGCGCAGUCGUACAACCACAUCAUGGAGUUUACCGUGGCCCGGGUCUUUACGACGCUAUUCUCACUGGUGAACAAGGCCGUCCGCGACGUCAUCGAGUACAACAGCCAGCACUCGGAUUUCCCGCUCGAUCACGAGCAGAUCGAAGCGUUCGUGCCCAAGAAGCUCCUCCUUGCCCUCGUCUGGUCGUUCACGGGCGAUUGCCCAUUGGCAGACCGAAAGGCGUUUGGCGAUGACGUUUGCGCGCUCGCCAGCUUUGGAUCGCCUCCCUUGGAUGGCUCGAGCUCCUUGAUCGACUUUGACGUGGUCCUACCCAAGUCUGAGUGGACGCCGUGGCAGAACCAGGUGCCCAGCAUCGAGGUCAACACGCACUCCAUCACCCAGACGGAUGUCGUCAUCCCGACUCUCGACACCGUUCGCCACGAGGAUGUUCUCUACUCGUGGCUGGCCGAGCACAAGCCCCUGCUUCUCUGCGGACCGCCCGGGUCGGGCAAGACCAUGACGCUUUUCAGCGCUCUCCGCAAGCUCUCGAACAUGGAAGUGGUCGGCCUCAACUUCUCGAGCGCGACGACGCCCGAUCUUCUCAUCAAGACGUUUGAGCAGUACUGCGAGUACAAGAAGACGCUGAACGGGGUCAUGCUCUCCCCCACGCAGAUUGGCCGCUGGCUCGUCGUCUUCUGCGACGAGAUCAACCUUCCGGCGCCCGACAACUACGGAACGCAGCGGGCAAUUUCGUUCCUCCGCCAGCUCGUGGAGCACAACGGCUUCUGGCGCACGUCGGACAAGUCGUGGGUGACGUUGGAUCGGAUCCAGUUCGUCGGCGCCUGCAACCCGCCGACGGAUGCUGGCCGCACUCCGCUGGGUGCUCGGUUCCUCCGCCACGCGCCUCUCAUCCUCGUUGACUAUCCCGGAGAGCAGUCCCUCAACCAGAUCUACGGCACCUUCAACUCGGCCGUGCUCAAGAUGACGCCUGCGUUGCGCGGUUACGCCGAGCCGUUGACCCAUGCCAUGGUUCGCUUCUACCUCGAGUCUCAGCAGAGGUUUACGCCCAAGAUCCAGCCGCACUACGUUUACAGUCCCCGUGAGCUCACGCGCUGGGUCCGUGGCGUGUACGAGGCGAUCAAGCCGCUCGAGAGCCUUUCGAUCGAGGGCCUCAUCCGCAUCUGGUCGCACGAAGCUCUCCGCCUCUUCCAGGACCGUCUCGUCGCCGAGGAGGAGCGGGCGUGGACCGACCAGGCCGUCCGUCGCAUCGCCCUCGAGUUCUUCCCUACCAUCGAUGAGGAGAAGGCUCUCGGGGGUCCAAUUCUCUUCUCGAACUGGCUGUCCAAGAAUUACAUUCCUGUCGACCGUGAGCAGCUGAGAGAGUUCGUCAAGGCGCGCCUCAAAACCUUUUGCGAAGAGGAGGUGGACGUGCCGUUGGUUCUCUUCAACGACGUCCUGGAACACGUGCUGCGCAUCGAUCGAGUCUUCCGACAGCCGCAAGGUCACGUCAUCCUCAUCGGCGUCAGCGGCAGCGGGAAGACGACGCUGUCGAGGUUCGUCGCCUGGAUGAACGGCCUCAAAGUCUUCCAGAUCAAGGUGCACGGCAAGUAUUCGGGCGAGGACUUUGACGAGGACCUGCGCGACGUCCUUCGUCGCUGCGGCUGCAAGGGCGAAAAGAUUUGCUUCAUCAUGGACGAGGCCAACGUUUUGGACUCGGGCUUCCUCGAACGCAUGAACACCUUGCUCGCCAACGCCGAGGUGCCUGGCCUCUUCGAGGGCGACGACUACGCCGCCCUCAUGACGGCCUGCAAAGAAGGCGCGCAGCGCCAGAACCUGCACCUCGACUCCCCAGAGGAGCUGUACAAGUGGUUCACCCAGCAGAUCGUGAACAAUCUCCACGUCGUCUUCACCAUGAACCCGCCCGAGGGCAACCUGUCCUCCAAGGCGGCGACGAGCCCGGCGCUGUUCAACCGAUGCGUGCUCAACUGGUUCGGCGACUGGUCGGACCAGGCUCUGUUCCAGGUCGGCCACGAGCUAACCCACUCGGUGGACCUCGACAAGAGCAACUGGCAGGCUCCCGACACGAUCCCGAUCGCCUACCGCGGCCUCGGCCUGCCGCCGUCGCAUCGGGAAGCCAUCAUCAACUCCAUGGUCCACAUUCAUUACUCGAUCGGGCGGUACAACGAGAAGCUGUACAGGCAGCAGAAGAAGGUUACCUUCCUGACGCCCCGCCACUUUCUCGACUUUGUCGGGCAGUACGUCAAGCUGUACAAUGAGAAACGCGAAGACCUCGAGGAGCAGCAGCGCCACCUCAACGUCGGUCUCGAGAAGCUGCGUGACACCGUCGACAAGGUUCGCGACCUGCGUGCUAGCCUCGCCGAGAAGCAGACGCAGCUGGAGCAAAAGGACGCCGAGGCCAACGAGAAGCUGCAGCGCAUGGUGGCCGACCAGCGAGAGGCCGAGCAGCGGAAGAACACGUCGCUGGAGAUUCAAGCGGCGCUCGAGAGGCAGGAGGCCGAGGUGGCGAUGCGCAAGAAUGUCGUCCUCGAGGAUCUCGCCAAGGCGGAACCGGCCGUGGAGGAGGCCAAGGCGAGCGUCAGCAACAUCAAGAGACAGCACCUUACCGAGGUGCGGUCCAUGGGCAACCCGCCGCAGGGCGUGCGGCUUGCCCUCGACGCCGUCUGCACCCUGCUGGGCCACAAGAUCAACGACUGGAAGGCGGUGCAGGCCGUCGUCCGCAGGGAUGACUUCAUCGCCAGCAUCAUCAUGUUCGACAACGGCAAGCAGAUGACGAGGGCGCUGCGGAACAAGAUGCGCAACGAAUUCCUCUCCAACCCCGAGUUCACGUUCGAAAAGGUCAACAGAGCCUCCAAGGCUUGCGGUCCGCUGGUGCAGUGGGUGACGGCGCAGGUCGACUACUCGGACAUCCUGGACCGCGUGGGUCCCCUGAAGGAGGAGGUGAUGCAGCUCGAGGAGCAGGCGCUGCAGACCAAAGCCGAGGCCAAGGCCGUCGAGAACAACAUUGCGGAGCUCGAGAGCAGCAUCAACACGUACAAGACCGAGUACGCGGCCCUCAUCAGCGAGACACAGGCGAUCAAGACGGAGAUGUCCAAGGUUCAGUUCAAGGUCGACCGCAGCGUCAGGCUGCUCGACAGCCUGUCGUCCGAGAGGAGCCGCUGGGAGGAGGGAAGCAAGUCUUUCGAGACUCAGAUCAGCACGUUGGUGGGCGACGUCCUCGUUGCGGCCGCCUUUCUCGCGUACAGCGGCCUCUACGAUCAAACAUUCCGAAGGUCCAUGAUGGACGACUGGUGCCACCAGCUUCAUCUCUCCGGCAUCCGGUACAAGUCUCCCAACCCGGUGACCGAGUACCUGUCGAGCGCGGACGAACGCCUCACGUGGCAGGAAAACACGCUGCCCGUCGACGACCUGUGCACGGAGAAUGCCAUCAUCCUCAAGCGGUUCAACCGCUACCCUCUCAUCAUCGACCCAUCCGGGAGGGUGACGGAGUUCCUGCAGAAGGAAUGCAACGAUCGACGGCUCACCGUCACGAGCUUUCUGGACGAGACCUUUACGAAGCAGCUCGAGAGCUCGCUGCGGUUCGGGAAUCCGAUCCUCAUCCAGGACGCCGAACACCUCGAUCCCAUCCUCAACCACGUCCUGAACAAGGAGUACCAGCGGACGGGCGGCCGCGUGCUCAUCCAGCUCGGCAAGCAGGAGAUUGACUUUUCACCCUCGUUCAAGCUUUUCCUCUUGACGCGGGAUCCUUCGGCGCAGUUCGCGCCCGACAUCUGCAGCCGCACGACGUUUGUCAACUUCACGGUCACCAAGAGCAGCCUCCGGACGCAGUCCCUGAACGACGUGCUCAAGUCGGAGCGGCCCGACGUGGACGAGCGGCGAACCAACCUCAUCAAGCUUCAGGGAGAAUUCAAGGUUCACCUGCGCCAGCUCGAGAAGCAGCUGCUCCAGGCGCUCAACGAGUCUCGGGGCAACAUUCUCGACGACGACAAGGUCAUCGAGACGCUCGAGACGCUCAAGACGGAGGCGGCCGACAUAUCGGCCAAGAUGAGCAACACGGAAGGCGUCAUGGCCGAGGUGGAGGAGAUUACGCAGCAGUACGGCGUGAUUGCGAACUCGUGCAGCGCCGUGUUCGCCGUGCUGGACCAGCUUCACUUCCUCAACCACUUCUACCAGUUCUCGUUGCAGUAUUUCCUGGACAUCUUCCAGAUGGUGCUGCACGGCAACAAGAAUCUGGCCGACGAGACGGACCACAACGCGCGGCGGGACAUCAUCGUCAAGGACUUGUUUGUGAACACGUUCAAGCGGACGGCGCUCGGUCUCCUCCAGAAGGACCGCAUCACGCUCGGGAUGCUCCUGGCGCAGGCGUCACCCUACAAGAUGGACAAGUCGCUCAUCGACGUGAUCCUCGACAACCGCGUGCAGGGGCGAGACCUGUCGUCGGACGCCGGGCUCAAGGAGGAGGCCUUUGCCCAGGCCAGGGCGCUCAGCGUGAUGGAAGGAAAGCUGGACGGCGUGGCGAGCGGCGACUGGGACAAGUUCCUCGGGCAGGAGAUUGCCGAGGCUGCCGUCCCGCAGAUAUGGGACGACGAGACGGCGGCGGUCGACCGGGCGCUCAUGUCGCUGUUGCUCGUCAAGCUCUUCCGCAUGGACCGGUUCGUGCCGGCGGCGGAGCGGUUCGUGAGCCAAGUCUUUGGCGGCGACGUGUUCGACUACGACGAGGAUCUGCAGGCGACGGUGACGCAAGCGCCGGCGACGCUGCCCGUCGCGCUCGUGUCGAGCCCGGGAUUCGACGCGAGCUACAAGGUGGACGGCUUGGUGGAGCGGAUGAAGGUCAAGUGCACCAACAUCGCCAUGGGAUCGAACGAGGGCUUGGCGAGCGCGGACAAGGCCAUCGGCAACGCGGCGCAGACGGGCUCCUGGGUGCUUGUGAAGAACGUCCACCUCGCGCCGACCUGGCUCCAGAGUCUCGAGAAGCGGAUGGAGGCUCUCAACCCACCCAAGGGCUUUCGGCUGUUCCUGUCGAUGGAGUCGAGCCCGAAGAUCCCGGUCAACCUCAUCCGGGCGUCUCGGGUGCUCAUGUACGAGCAGCCGGCGGGCGUGCGAGCGAACAUGAAGGAUUCGAUGUCGUCGCUCUCGACGCGGGCGACGAAGAGCCCCGUGGAAAGGACGAGGCUGUACCUGCUCCUCUCGUUCAUGCACGCCGUCGCGCAGGAGCGGCUGCGUUACGCGCCCAACCUCGGGUGGAAGGGAUUCUGGGAGUUCAACGACAGCGACUACGAAUGCUCGGCCUUUAUCGUCGACACCUGGCUCGAGGGGGUCGCGGGCAACCGAAGCAACAUUGCGCCGCAGAACAUUCCCUGGGACAUGAUCCGGUACCUCGUGACGGAGACGUACGGAGGCAAGAUUGACGAUGAGGGCGACUUCAGGCUGCUCGAGAAGCUGGUGGCGUCGCUGCUCACGCCGGCGGCGUACGAGGUGGACCACAAGCUCGUCGACGGCCCCGACGGCGGGCUCGUGGUUCCGUCGGGCACGAGCCUGCAAGACUUUAUGGGCUGGAUCCACGCGAUGCCCGAACGCGAGCCACCGACGUACCUCGGCCUGCCGGCGAACGCGGAGAAGCUGCUGCUGGUAGGGCUCGGACAGAGGCUGGUGGAGGACCUGCGGAGGGUGACGGAGCUUCUGGAUCAGGGGGAGCAACUGGUGACGGACUCGUGA